Molecule: messenger RNA, 905 nt
Organism: Leptinotarsa decemlineata (Colorado potato beetle)
Lineage: Eukaryota; Metazoa; Arthropoda; Insecta; Coleoptera; Chrysomelidae
Gene: Ets97D
Product: DNA-binding protein Ets97D
Biological process (GO): cell differentiation; regulation of transcription by RNA polymerase II
Cellular component (GO): nucleus
Molecular function (GO): sequence-specific DNA binding; DNA-binding transcription factor activity, RNA polymerase II-specific
Source: RefSeq, a predicted model, not a curated record
GAAUUGACAUUGACAGCCAGUCCAACUUGUCAUGUAUAUGGAAAUUUUGCUAACAAAAUAUAAUUUUAUUUUGCCUUACUUGUUCAUUAAUCUUGUUACAAUUUCUGGAAAUGGAUAAAAAAUCACCUACAUUUAUAUUGAAUGUGAAUGAAUUUGGGCAGCAGGUUAUCACAUCGCAAUCGGAACCAUACAAAAAAUACAUUCUAGAUGAAGAUGGUAAUAUGAUAGAAUAUAAAUCAGAAACAUCAAUGCCAACAGUGAAGUUAGAUUCGCAAGGUAACAUAAGCGAAGAGGAUAGUAAUGAUACUUCUAACAGUGGUAAUCAGGAUAUUGUCACACUUGAGGAUCCUGUUCAGUUUGGAAUGCUUGAUGCCGUGUCUGAGUUUGAAGAAAAUCUGAUGAAUGAAUUAGACUCUGAUUUUAUGAGUAUGGUUCCUAAUCCCCAGUCACAAUACAUCAUGCAGCAUAUGGAUAUACGCGAACCCCUCACUAAAUUACGAAAGUUGAUAGAAAAUCGUUUGGGGGUGGGCUUACCAGGAUAUAUAUUUGCCCUUCAAGGAGUGCAGAUUUUGGAAGAUAAUAAAAAUUUGGUUGAACAAUGUGUUCAAGGAGAAGGCUUGGUUCAAGUCAAUGUUCAAGUUCAAACUAAUUUGAAGAGAAUAAAUAUUAUUGAUGUUUUGAAACCUGCCGAAGAUUAUGUUCAUAUAGAAGAUGUAGAUACAAAGAAGAGCUCAGAUUCUGACGUACCCAAACAACCUCAUGCCACCGAAAACAGCAAGAACAGCAAGCAAAAAAAUGUAGUAGUUCAGUGGCAAGUCGAUGAUAACUACAAAAAGGAACAAGAGAGGUUAAAAAUUCCAUCAGAUACCAAGGAGUGGUAUGUUGGCUAAACUAUUAUUACUAAU